Juglans microcarpa x Juglans regia is the source of this 635-nucleotide messenger RNA. RefSeq names its product DNA-directed RNA polymerases I and III subunit RPAC2. Gene Ontology annotation, cellular component: RNA polymerase III complex; RNA polymerase I complex. Lineage: Eukaryota; Viridiplantae; Streptophyta; Magnoliopsida; Fagales; Juglandaceae. Gene Ontology annotation, molecular function: protein dimerization activity; DNA-directed RNA polymerase activity; DNA binding. The transcript has 4 exons. The coding region runs from base 165 to 491 and encodes 108 amino acids. Gene Ontology annotation, biological process: DNA-templated transcription. The record is from RefSeq and is a predicted model, not a curated record.
AAAAUCGUAAACUCAAUUUGUUUUGGGUGUGAGCAUAUAUAUACCUAAGACUUCUGUUUCUCCCUCCGACCUUGUUUGGCUUCGACGGUUUUGCUGGCGAACUAUCUGCGUAGAGGGAAUCGCUCAGUGAUAGAGUGUGGUUUGAGAGGAGUUUUUUGGGGAAGAUGGAGCAUGGGUCUUUCUCGGACAACACCAAAUCAACGUUUUCUUUGGCUGAUGAGGAUCACACGCUCGCGAAUGCCAUCAGAUUCACCUUGAACCAAGAUCCAAGGGUUUCAUUCAGCGGGUAUAGCAUUCCUCAUCCUUCAGAAAAUCGAGUUAAUAUCAGAGUCCAGACAACCGGUGCUCCAGCGGGUGAGGUAAUGAAAGAUGCAUGCCAAGAUUUGAUGAUGAUGUGCCAGCAUGUGAGAAGCACUUUUGACAAGGCUGUUUCUGAUUACAAAAUGAGAAACCCCGAGGAUAUGAAUACCAAUGGUACAGAGAAUGUUUGAUAGGAAUAUGAAAUAGACUUGAACCUUUUGACUUGCAAUCUGUCGUUGAUAUAUUACAUCUGAUCAUCUUUGGAUUUGAUGAGACAAGCUUCAUCAAGUUUACGUAUUUGACCCAAAUUGGCUAGUGCCUUUAUUUAUUUUCAA